UCCCCGAAAAUUUUAACCGACCUUGAAUUGUGAAGCUGUACGAUUGGCGAGAAUCGUUGGAUCAUCUGCUGAGCACCUAGCGUUACCUCAACACGGAGAACGUUCAACCGCGUGUUCUGCUUCUCCAAGUUGAUUUCGUAGGUACAUUCUCGCUGUACCUCGAAAAUUCAUCGAAAAUUCAUCAAAAUUGAAAAUGGUGAUCUCCAAGGAAUUUUUUCUGACGGUCACGCAACGUCUAUUCAGCAAUUGGACGGCACUAAAGUUGGCGGUGGAACAUGACAUGGGCCCGAAAGAGAGCGCGGCAGAAUUUUGCACAUACACGACGGAAGUGCUGUACAUGAAUGAUGAGUUGAACAUAAGCGAGGUUGCUACCGUACUCGAGGACUACAUGGCCGACUGCUUCAACACAGAGAUGGAGGAUGGCAGUGCCGCAGAAGUAGCAGAGGUAUUGCUGAAAUUUUAUCGAUAUUGUCUGGAGGGCAACGAGACCACAGCGAGAACAGAGCUCGAGAAGUUACCGCCAUUACAGCCGUGGCUCUCGGUGCUACAACCUGUUCGGAAUAAUAACUACGUAACGGCAAAUCGCGACAGCAGCAGCAGCAGCGAAGAAGACAUGGAUACGGAUAACAUGGACACGAAGGAAGUGGCUGAGGAAGGAUGGACGAAGGUUAGAAGCGGGCGCAGGAGAUAACUCGCGGUAUUUUGUACAAACGAUAUCUUUACUUAGCAAUUUCUUUAUAUAUAAAAGAGUGAAAAGACGCGGGGCAAGAGACAGAAAGAGAGAGAGAGAGAGAGAAAGACGGUGCGCGCAUAUGUUACUGUAACAUAGUACGUGCGCA
Dinoponera quadriceps is the source of this 839-nucleotide messenger RNA. RefSeq lists its product as uncharacterized. The record is from RefSeq and is a predicted model, not a curated record. Gene Ontology annotation, biological process: maturation of SSU-rRNA from tricistronic rRNA transcript (SSU-rRNA, 5.8S rRNA, LSU-rRNA). The transcript has 3 exons. Gene Ontology annotation, cellular component: nucleus. Lineage: Eukaryota; Metazoa; Arthropoda; Insecta; Hymenoptera; Formicidae. The coding region runs from base 194 to 691 and encodes 165 amino acids.